Drosophila rhopaloa is the source of this 2392-nucleotide messenger RNA. It is a transcript of the gene CPSF2, whose product is annotated as probable cleavage and polyadenylation specificity factor subunit 2. Bases 95 to 2365 code for a protein of 756 amino acids. The record is from RefSeq and is a predicted model, not a curated record. Gene Ontology annotation, molecular function: RNA binding. NCBI's taxonomy places the organism in Eukaryota, Metazoa, Arthropoda, Insecta, Diptera, Drosophilidae. Gene Ontology annotation, cellular component: mRNA cleavage and polyadenylation specificity factor complex. The transcript is spliced from 2 exons. Gene Ontology annotation, biological process: mRNA 3'-end processing by stem-loop binding and cleavage.
CAACUUUGUUUUGCAGCCCUAGGCCGGCGGAGAACUACGAGUGUUUUACCAUUUCUCGUCUUUAACCAAUGUGCCGGCGGUUUAAUUAUCCAAAAUGACGUCCAUUAUCAAGCUGCACACUAUAUCCGGAGCGAUGGACGAGUCCCCGCCUUGCUACAUCCUCCAGAUCGACGAUGUGCGAAUUUUACUCGACUGCGGAUGGGACGAAAAAUUCGACGCCAACUUCAUCAAGGAGCUAAAAAGGCAGGUGCACACCCUAGAUGCAGUGCUGCUGUCCCAUCCGGAUGCGUAUCACCUGGGGGCACUUCCUUAUUUGGUGGGAAAGCUGGGACUAAAUUGCCCGAUUUACGCUACUAUUCCAGUGUUUAAAAUGGGCCAGAUGUUCAUGUACGAUCUGUACAUGUCGCACUUCAACAUGGGUGACUUUGAUCUCUUUUCGCUGGACGACGUGGACACGGCCUUCGAGAAGAUCACCCAGCUGAAAUACAACCAAACAGUUUCGCUGAAGGGCAAGGGCUAUGGGAUAUCUAUUACGCCUUUGAAUGCUGGACAUAUGAUCGGCGGCACGAUCUGGAAGAUCGUCAAGGUGGGCGAGGAGGAUAUUGUCUAUGCCACCGACUUUAACCACAAGAAGGAGCGUCACUUGAGCGGCUGUGAGUUGGACAGGCUGCAAAGACCUUCGCUGCUUAUCACCGAUGCCUACAAUGCACAGUACCAGCAGGCCAGGAGAAGGGCACGUGAUGAAAAGCUGAUGACAAACAUCCUGCAGACAGUGCGCAACAAUGGUAAUGUCCUAAUAGCCGUGGAUACCGCUGGACGAGUUCUGGAGCUGGCCCACAUGUUGGAUCAGCUGUGGAAGAAUAAGGAAUCGGGAUUAAUGGCCUACUCGCUGGCCCUUCUUAAUAACGUGAGCUACAACGUUAUUGAGUUUGCCAAAUCGCAGAUCGAGUGGAUGAGCGAUAAACUCACAAAAGCCUUCGAGGGAGCUCGCAACAAUCCCUUCCAGUUUAAGCACAUCCAGCUCUGCCACUCGCUGGCGGACGUCUAUAAGUUGCCUGCCGGUCCAAAAGUGGUGCUGGCCAGUACUCCCGAUUUGGAGAGCGGAUUCACGAGGGACCUCUUUGUUCAGUGGGCCAGCAAUGCCAACAACAGCAUUAUCUUGACCACACGCACCUCCCCAGGCACUUUGGCCAUGGAACUGGUGGAAAACUGCACGCCGGGAAAGCAAAUCGAGUUGGACGUCAGGCGAAGAGUUGAACUAGAAGGCGCCGAGCUCGAGGAAUACAUUCGCACACAAGGAGAGAAGCUUAAUCCUCUUAUUGUCAAACCCGAUGUAGAGGAAGAGAGCAGCUCCGAGUCCGAGGAUGACAUUGAAAUGAGCGUCAUCACGGGAAAACAUGACAUUGUGGUCCGCCCGGAGGGUCGCCAUCAUUCCGGCUUCUUUAAAUCAAACAAGCGCCACCACGUGAUGUUCCCGUACCACGAGGAAAAAAUCAAAUAUGAUGAGUACGGCGAGAUCAUCAAUUUGGACGACUAUCGCAUUGCUGAUACGGGGGGCUACGAUUUUGUUCCCAUGGAAGAACAGAACAAGGAGAACGUAAAGAAGGAAGAACCGGGCGUGGGAGCAGAUCAACAGGCUAACGGAGGCAUCGGGGACAACGAUGUUCAGCUGCUGGAGAAGCCCACUAAGCUGAUAAACCAGCGCAAAACCAUUGAGGUAAAUGCCCAGAUUCAGAGGAUCGAUUUCGAAGGUCGUUCUGAUGGCGAGUCCAUGCUGAAGAUUCUCUCGCAACUGCGACCGCGCCGGGUUAUUGUCAUUCACGGUACUGCGGAAGGCACCCAGGUGGUAGCCAAGCACUGUGAACAGAAUGUAGGAGCCCGAGUAUUUACGCCCCAGAAAGGCGAAAUCAUUGACGUGACGACCGAGAUUCACAUCUAUCAGGUGCGCCUGACCGAAGGUCUCGUUUCUCAACUGCAGUUCCAAAAGGGCAAAGACGCUGAGGUGGCGUGGGUUGAUGGUCGACUUGGCAUGCGUGUUAAGGCCAUUGAAGCACCCAUGGACGUCACCGUAGAGCAGGAUGCGGCUGUCCAGGAAGGCAAGACAUUAACCUUGGAGACCCUGGCUGAGGACGAGAUUCCCAUUCACAACUCGGUUCUAAUCAAUGAGCUGAAGCUCUCAGACUUUAAACAGAUUCUCAUGCGCAACAACAUUAACUCGGAGUUCUCCGGCGGCGUUCUCUGGUGCAGCAAUGGAACACUGGCCUUGAGGCGUGUGGAUGCCGGCAAGGUGGCAAUGGAAGGUUGCUUGUCUGAGGAGUACUACAAGAUCAGGGAGCUACUCUACGAGCAGUAUGCCAUCGUUUAAUAUUAAAGAUGACGUUUCUUAAAUCUA